AUGGUCGGUCGUAGAACCCUGGAACGACCGAACCAAAAUCAAAAGCGCGCCAAAGCGGUGGCCACGGCGGCCAUCGACGCGUUAGGACCAAAUGGUUUCCUCCACCUCUCGGCGUUCCUCGAGCCCAUGGAGGCGCUCCGGCUCUCGCGUACGAGCAGGACGGUUCACGAGGCGAUGGACGACAGCAUGUGGCGCGCCAUGCUCCUGCACCGGUGCGGCGUCAAGCCGUCGCUGCUCAAGCCGCGCACGCAGACGCGCGAGAUGGUCGCAACGCUCUCGCACAAGAAGAGUUGCGCCCACUGUGAUCGCUUUGAAGUUGACGGGUGCCGAGCGAUCAAGGUCCACACGGAGCACCGCGGCAAGAAGCUUUGUCCCACGUGCUUUGAGCUCCCGAGGUUCAAGGAGAUCAGCCACAUGGACACGGUCGUUACCUACGUGGAGCUGCGCGAGCUACGGUACCGGGUCGUGACGACCGGCGACUAUGAAAUGGGCGAGCUCUACCGAAAGAGAAUGUACAACCUCCAAGCUGUCCUCGACCUCGCGGCGAGACGGCGGUCGUCAUCAGCUACGUAAAAAGAGAGACAUGGAAUGCAAGCCAACAUGAAAGCAGCUAAAGAUGCAAUGGGAGCAGUUGUGAAGCUUGGAGACCGCUCGAUGUGGGACAUUCCUCAAACCAAGUGACCUUCUCGUCGAAUCGAAGAUGCAUCGCUGAUGUUGUGGCUUGGCUCACUACAUUAUCACAAAUCGCAAAACCUGCAGAAC
Molecule: messenger RNA, 762 nt
Organism: Saprolegnia parasitica CBS 223.65
Lineage: Eukaryota; Oomycota; Saprolegniomycetes; Saprolegniales; Saprolegniaceae
Exons: 1
Coding region: 1-573 (190 amino acids)
Molecular function (GO): protein binding
Source: RefSeq, a predicted model, not a curated record